UAAAACCAAGUCCUGUGCUGGGGAGGACUUGAAUUAAAAGAUAUGCAUCUGUGUUCUACAAAAUCAACGACAUUUCAAAUUUUUACAAAUUAUUUUAAAUGUUUUUGGCGACGAGAAUUCGCUGCUCAACAGUCCCAAAUCCAACACCAUUCUCCUCCACAUUUCGAUCCUUAUACUUAUGGAGCUUUGCUUCGAAAUUGUAUCCAAACCGGUGACUUGUACACAGGCAAAGCCCUUCACUCUCAGAUUUUAAAGAAGGGUAAUUGCCUCGAUUUGUUUGCCAACAACAUUCUCUUGGACUUCUAUGUUAAAUCAGAUUUUAUAUGUGAUGCAAGCAAACUGUUCGACGAAAUGCCUGAUAGAAAUACAAUAUCGUUUGUUACUCUAAUUCAGGGAUAUGGGCAGUCUUUUGAAUUGGAUCAAGUAACUGGGUUGUUCUCUAGGUUACAUGGAGAGGGUCAUGAGCUGAAUCCUUUUGUUUUUACUACAAUUUUGAAGCUGCUAGUUAGUCUGGAGUGUGCAGAGUUGGGGUUUUGUAUUCAUGCUUGUAUUCAUAAACUUGGCCAUAACUCUAAUGCGUUUGUUGGGACUGCUUUAAUCGAUUCUUACGAUGUUUGUGGUUAUGUUGAGAGUGCAAGGCAAGUUUUUGAUGAAAUUGCUAACAAUGACCUGGUUUCUUGGACUGGGAUGGUGGUUUGUUACGCUGAGAAUCGUUGUUUUGAAGAUUCGUUGAGGCUAUAUUCUGAGAUGAGAAUGGCAGGGUUUGAACCGAACCAUUUUACUUUCUCGGGUGUGCUCAAAGCUUGUAUCGGAUUGCAGGCUUUUAAGUUGGGGAAAGGUAUUCAUGGCUGUGUUCUAAAAACCUGUUACCAGAAGGAUCUUUAUGUUGGUGUCGGGUUGCUUGACUUGUACACUGAGUCUGGAGAUGCAAAUGAUGUUUUACGGGUGUUUGAGGACAUUCCUAAAAAUGAUGUGAUUCCUUGGAGUUUUAUGAUUUCACGCUAUGCUCAGAGCAACCAGAGCAGUGAGGCUUUGGAGCUGUUUGCUCAGAUGAGGCGAGCUUUUGUUCUUCCAAAUCAGUUUACAUUUGCUAGUGUGUUGCAAGCAUGUUCUAGUAUGGAGAAUCUUCACUUAGGAAAGCAAAUACAUUCCCAUGUGCUUAAGGUUGGCUUGGACGGAAAUGUGUUUGUGUCAAAUGCUCUGUUGGACGUUUAUGCUAAAUGUGGGAUGUUGGAAAACUCAGUAAAAUUAUUUCUGGAACUGUCAAAUAAAAAUGAGGUGACAUGGAAUACAAUCAUUGUUGGCUAUGUGCAGUCAGGAGAUGUAGAAAAGGCAUUAAGUUUAUUUAAAAAUAUGAUUGAAUGCCAAUUUCAGGCUACAGAAGUAACAUACUCUAGCGUUCUCCGUGGUUGUGCCACUUUAGCAGCUUUGGAGCUAGGAGUUCAGAUUCAUUCAUUGUCAGUAAAAACCAUUUAUGAUAAGCAUGUUGUGGUCGGUAAUGCUUUAAUUGAUAUGUAUGCUAAGUGUGGAUGUAUUAAACAUGCACGCUCAGUGUUUGAUAUGCUGUCUGAACUUGAUGAAGUUUCGUGGAAUGCUAUGAUCUCAGGAUAUUCUAUGCAUGGUCAAGUUGGUGAAGCUUUAAAAUUAUUUGAGAUGAUGCAGGAAACUGAUUGUAAACCUAAUAAGUUAACCUUUGUCGGAGUCCUAUCAGCAUGUAGCAAUGCAGGAUUGUUCGAUAAAGGACAAUUUUAUUUCAAAUCUAUGGUACGGGAUUAUGGCAUCGAGCCGUGCAUGGAACACUAUAGUUGUAUGGUCUGGCUGUUAGGGAGAGCAGGGAAUCUUGAUAAGGCUGUAAAAUUGAUCGAAGAAAUCCCAUCUGAGCCCAAUGUUAUGGUGUGGCGUGCUUUACUCGGUGCUUGCGUCAUCCAUAACGAUGUUGAUCUAGCUAGUAUAUCUGCACAACGCGUUCUUCAUAUAGAUCCCCAAGAUGAGGCAACUUAUGUGUUGUUGUCAAACAUUUAUGCCACGUCAAGGAGGUGGAAAAGUGUUGCUUCUGUUAGGAAAGUUAUGAAAGAUAAAGGAGUGAAGAAAGAACCGGGAUUAAGUUGGAUCGAGAACCAGGGCACGGUUCAUUACUUCUCUGUGGGUGAUACUUCACAUCCUGACAUGAAAAUGAUUAACGGGAUGCUUGAGUGGUUGAACAUGAAAGCCACGAGGGCAGGUUAUGUUCCGAAUCUGAAUUCUGUUCUUCUUGAUGUGGAAGACAAUGAAAAGAUGCGGCGUUUGUGGGUACACAGUGAAAGACUAGCAUUAGCUUUCAGUUUAGUUAGAACUCCAUCUGGAGGAGAUAUUCGCAUACUUAAAAAUCUGCGAAUAUGUGCAGAUUGUCAUUCUGUAAUAAAGUUAAUAUCAAAGAUCGUGGAGCGAGAUAUAAUCAUCAGAGAUAUGAACAGGUUCCAUCACUUUCAGGAUGGAAUUUGUUCUUGUGGUGACUACUGGUGACACAGAAGAUUGCUUUAGGUGGCUGUUUUUCAGGUGCAUAAAAAAGUGGCUGUUCAUUGUGCGGCUUCAAAUGUUCUUGCAACUUUGGCAUUCAAAGGGACGAUAUGCUAUUCCAACCAGCAAAAGGAAGUCCAUG
This is a messenger RNA of Mercurialis annua (annual mercury), 2638 nucleotides long. Its product is annotated as putative pentatricopeptide repeat-containing protein At5g13230, mitochondrial. Gene Ontology annotation, molecular function: zinc ion binding; protein binding; RNA binding. Gene Ontology annotation, biological process: RNA modification. The record is from RefSeq and is a predicted model, not a curated record. The coding region runs from base 43 to 2502 and encodes 819 amino acids. Lineage: Eukaryota; Viridiplantae; Streptophyta; Magnoliopsida; Malpighiales; Euphorbiaceae. The transcript is spliced from 2 exons.